This is a messenger RNA of Xenia sp. Carnegie-2017, 1365 nucleotides long. Its product is annotated as E3 ubiquitin-protein ligase TRIM62-like. Gene Ontology annotation, molecular function: protein binding. The coding region runs from base 1 to 1365 and encodes 454 amino acids. The record is from RefSeq and is a predicted model, not a curated record. The transcript is spliced from 4 exons. Lineage: Eukaryota; Metazoa; Cnidaria; Anthozoa; Malacalcyonacea; Xeniidae.
AUGGCUUGUCGUCUUAAUGUUUACGAAAGUGGAUAUGAAGAAUCGAGAUUUAAGACUGUUGUUGAUGAAAACUUUUACUGUUCAAUUUGUCUGAAUGUCAUGAAAGAUGCCAGAAUGUGCCAUAAUCAACACAGUUUUUGUCGUGAAUGUAUUGAAGAACAUCUACGAGUUAAUGCACAAAGAUGUCCUCAAUGUCAAGAUGAUUUAACUGUAACUACGCUUCAUCCAGCGCGUGUUAUAAAUAAUAUGAUUUCAAAGUUAAAGAUCAACUGCGACUACGCCAGUCGUGGUUGUCCUGAAUUUAUAAAUGUUGAAAACCUUAAAAGACAUGUUGAAAAUUGUGGCUUUGCUCCAGUGUUGUGUUCUAAUGAACGUUGUGGUCUGGAAAUAAACAAACGAGACAAGAUUAAACAUGAAACUGAAUUAUGUGAAUACAGAAAGAUUGCUUCUCACGACUUUCGAGAGAUUAGCGAAAUGUUUCAACGAAGUUUUGAAGACAAAAUGGAAAUGCAAAUGAACAACUUAAGCAGGAAAAUAGACGAAAAAUUUUUUGAAGUAAAAGAUUCCGUGAAACCAUUGACAUCUCAGUAUAAAGAAAUGAUGGAAUCUAUGAAUAUAAAUGAACCACAUGUUCAAACAUUGACAUCAUCAAUUGAAAUGGUGAUGAACUCUGUAAAAGGUGAUAUUUUCAUUGCUGGAGGUUACUUAGGUGAUUCCUCAAAGAGUGUUGAAAUAUUUUCAUGGAAGGAGGAGAAAUGGUUUAAUGUUGCAUCAAUGGAAAAUGAACACAGUUGGGCUUCAUCAUUUAUUUAUAAUGAUAAUUUAUUUGUUGUUGGAGGAGCGUUCUGCAAGUCAAUGGAGACAUUGAAUAUAAAACAGUUUCCUUUGACAUGGAAGACAUUUCCCACAGAGCUUCCUUAUGACUGUGAGGGUCAUCAAACUGUUGUUUAUAAACAACAAAUCUUUCACAUUGGAGGACACAUUGGUGGACAGGGAAAAGAUUGGAAACAUUUGUCCAGUGUUUUGGAAUUUGGUCUAAGGACUCUUACAUUUAAGGAAAUGCCUCCAUUACCUCAUCCAUUGACUGACAUGGCAACAGUUCAAUGGAGAGAUCAAAUUGUUCUUCUUGGAGGUCGUGAUGGAAGAAAAUAUUUGAACAGUGUUAUCAUGUAUGACACUAAGACAGUUAUAACAGAUGAUACAAUUGUUGUCAUGGGAGGUAUGAAUGAUAAAGGUAAUUAUCUUAAUUCAGUGGAGUGUUUCAAAAUGGGAUGUAGUUCUUCAUGGAAAUAUCUUCCUUCAAUGAACGAGCCACGAUAUGCGUCCAUAGCCGAAGUUUUACCUUUUGGACAAAAGUAUGUAUAA